Symbiodinium necroappetens is the source of this 1425-nucleotide messenger RNA. NCBI's taxonomy places the organism in Eukaryota, Dinophyceae, Suessiales, Symbiodiniaceae. The record is from the annotation of a GenBank genome assembly.
AUGCUGCGCAGGAUCCCCAUCGAAGCGCUCUCGCACGCAGGCCCCGAGGAGCAGGAGCUGAGGUGCAAGCUGCUGCGCGGAGCCACCAUCGUCUUCUUCUCGGCCGGCUAUGCCAGGAAGAAGUUCAUCUACCGCAAAGCCGCCAAAAUGGGCGUCAAGGCAGUCAUCAUCGACACACCUGACUCGUGGGCGAAGUCGCUUGUCGAGGAGCAGGUUAUCGCGAAGUUCAUCCCCGUGGACAUGGGGAUGGACGCUGAGUCGGUGUUCAACAGCGCACUCGCCGCCAUCAAGGAGCUCAGCGCGGACGAAGCGACGGGUCCAGCGGACGGCAUCUGCACGUUCUGGGAGCUGAGUGUGCCGAUGGCGUCUCGUCUGGCCGAGGCAACUGGGCUUCCCGGCCCCAAGCCCGAGGCGGUGGACAUCGCGCGCGACAAACACCUCACCCGGAAAGUCAUGGCGGACGCCGGGCUGCCCUCCAUCGCCAACAUGCUCAUCGAGAACGAAUCUCAACUCGAGGAGGCUGCGCGAAAGGUCGGCUUUCCGUCUGUGCUGAAGCCUGUGGGCGGCUGCAGUUCGUUGGGCGUGCAGAAGGUGAACAACGAGGCAGAGUUGCUGUCGGUGUACCGCGAAGUCGUAUCGGUAAUGCGCGGGCUGGUGGUUUCGCAGGGCACUUUUGAUGUUGUGCGCGCGAGUGCCGCUCCCGACGGCGUCGAUCUUGGCAAAGUGAUUGACGCGACGGUGAUGUUGGAGGAGUACUUGGAUGGCGACGAGGUGGACAUCGACAUCGUCAUGAGCAACGGGGAGGCGCGAUACGUCACCGUGUCGGACAACUGGCCGACUCACGAACCCUACUUCAGCGAAGCGUCGGGCUGUAUGCCGUCGCUGCUGCCUCGUGAAAAGGUUGAGGACUUGCGCAAAAUGGCCGAAGACUCCGUCAAAGCUAUCGGCUUCGAGAACGGCAUCUUCCACGUUGAGGGCAAGUACACGUCGAGAGGGCCGCGGCUCAUCGAGGUGAAUGCGCGGAUGGGCGGCGGGCCUGUCCGCAAAAUGCAUAAGCACACUUUCGGCGUCGACCUGGUGGUGGAGCAACUGCUCAUCGCUGUCGGAAUUCCCUGCAAUCCAUGCGCCGCAGACGUGCCCAAAAAGGCCGUCGCCUACGCCUGCUGCAAUGCGCCGCGCGGGGGCUGCAUCCCCGACCGACAGAUCUUCGAGGCGUUCAAGCAGAGAGAAGGCAUCUUGUAUGUGGCGCCGAAUAUCAAGCCGGGCGACCGCGUGUUCGGGCCUGAAGAAGGCAUGCCUACGUCGAUAGCUGAAAUCUUGGUGGAGAGCGAUGACGGUGCUGCGGCAGCGAGAGAUUUUGCGUUGGCGGUGGAGCAGCAAGUGAUUGACGCUUAUUUGAACGUGGUGAAACCCUAUCAUGGUUGA